GUGGUGACGUCACUGGCGGCCUGACAGCACUUCCUGGAGUGAUGUUUGUUGUGGGAAAUCAGCAGUGUGCUGACCGACCCAGGCCCAGGGUAACGCAACAGGACGAAGCACGCCGUUACUUUUCACGUGGAGAUGUGGCAGUUUUCUACAGGGGCCAGAUAAGAAAGAGGGACCCGCCGGAACCAGGACGACGGAGGGGACAUUUGUCGGAUAGCGGAGAAGCCGAACCGCACGGAGCUGUCGCGAUGCGGUAGCUAAAACAUGGACAGCCGAAUCAAGGAGAACCCGGAGAGAACAUUUGAUCUGAUAGUGCAUGUGGCAUCCCCAGCAGCUAUUAAUGGGGAUCCAACCGUGCUGUGGAGCUUCCCCCAGGACUACACCGACCAGGACGUACUUCAGAUGAUACCAAAGUUCUGCUUUCCCUUUGACAUGGAAAGAGUCUCCCAGAGUCAUGUUGGGCAGAACUUUACUUUUGUGCUGACUGAUAUUGAUGGCAAGCAGAGGUUCGGGUUCUGUCGACUUACUCAAGGUUGCCGAGUCUGCAUAUGUUUGCUCAGUUAUCUUCCAUGGUUUGAGAUCUACUACAAGCUGCUCAACACCCUUGCAGACUACCUAACAAGACAGCAGAAUAAUGACUUGAAUGACAUGCUGAACUCGCUAUAUGAUCUUCCUGUGCCAAAACCCUUCACGCCAGUCAAUCUGAGUGUGAAUGAGCAGUUGUAUAUUGCCACUGGGCAAGUACUGAGAGAUCAGCGAAGCAAGGCAUCGCACUCCUACUUCAUCGCCCCGGAUAUCAAUGGACUGCCAACUAUCCCGGAGAGUAGAAACCUGACAGAAUACUUCGUGGCUGUGGAUGUCAACAACAUGCUGCAAGUCUAUAGCAGUAUGCUUCACGAGCGGCGCAUUAUCAUUACCUCAAGCAAGCUGAGCACUUUAACUGCAUGUGUCCAUGGUGCUGCUGCUUUGCUCUUUCCAAUGUACUGGCAGCAUAUUUUCAUCCCCGUACUGCCCCCGCAUCUUCUGGACUAUUGCUGCGCACCCAUGCCAUACUUUGUGGGAGUUCAUCUUAGUCUGCUGGAGAGAGUACGCAGUCGUUCGCUAGAGGAUGUGGUCAUCCUGAACGUGGAUACCAACACACUGGAAAGUCCCUUUGAUGAUCUACACAACCUUCCAAGUGACGUGGUGUCCUGUCUGAAAGGCAAGCUUAAGAAGCAGUCAACAGCAACAGGAAGUGGUGUGGCAAGGGCCUUCCUGAGAGCACAGGCCGCUCUGUUUGGCUCCUACCGGGACGCCCUCCGAUACAAACCUGGGGAGCCAAUAACAUUCUGCGAGGAGAGCUUUGUGAGCCAUCGCUCCAGCACGAUGAGGAACUUUUUGUCCAUGGCUGUCAACCUGCAGCUCUUCAAACAGUUCAUCGACGGACGGCUCGCCAAAUUGAACGCAGGCCGGGGCUUCACCGACGUGUUUGAAGAAGAGAUCACAGAGGGGGGGUUCUGUGGAAGUAACACAAAGUCCUACCAGCAAUGGAUGCACACUGUAAAGAGAGGAGGAGCACUCAUCAAUACAGCAGUGACAAAGGCCAAAAGUCAUGCCAAGAGGGGCAUCCGGGACAUAAAAGGACGACUCAAAGCACGGGAGGAAGAGGAAGAAGGGAUGACAGUCUGCGCAGGAUCCCCCACCAGUACCAAGAGCCUGUCUCCAAGGCGACUGCAAAGGAUGAGACGGCAAAACUUCAACAAGUCCCCCGCGAGCAUGGGCCCUCGUGAACUUGGCUACGGGCUCGAUGAUGACGAGCUGGACAGGGCGAGCAAGCUCUCGUCAGAAGACAGCGGUGAUGUCCCCUCAUACACGGAGGACAGCGAUGACUCCUACUCUUUGGAGCUGGACAUGGAUUCGUCCCAGUCAGGCAAGAUGAACCUGCUGGAGGAGAUCCUGGACUCUCUGAACACCACCACGAUGGAGCAGGGCAAGCUCAGUGCAGCCAAGAGCCUGGACUUCUUCAGGUCCUUGGAGGACUUGGACUACCAGGCCCCGAAUAAGGUUAACGCCUCUGGUGACUUUCAACCAUCAGAGGAAAGCGGUUGUGGUGGAGGUGGGGACCAGGGGGGCUGGAACAUGGGUCAGGAUGACAGCGCUGUCCACGGGAAACACCUCCCACCGUCCCCGCGCAGACAGCCCAACAAGAGCACCCUGAAGAAACCCCCAGUCCCGCCAGACAAGCGGUCCGGUCCACAUCACCUACCUCCAGAGAGACGAGCGGGAGAUCGCUUCUCCUAUUCCCCCUUAACAUCUCAUCGGAUUACCCCGACAUCGCCGUCUCCAACUAACGCGUCUUCACUUCCAGUCUAUUCUCCGCUGCCGGCGGCCCGCGCUCGGACCAUUUCAGAGCCCCAAGCCGGCACCGAGCCCCCUCUGACGCAGAACCCGACCGGCUCCACGGGCAUCUUGAGGAGGAAAGUCCUCUCCAAGGAGACGGUGCAGAACUACAAGAAGAAGUCUCUGCAGAACAAGGGAAGCAAGGAGACUAGAACCAGGGACAGCCAUUCAGUGCAGGUGCCCUGGGAGAAGGACUACAAGGAGGGGCUUCCGAGUCUGGAUCCCUCUCAAGGCCUGGGGGCGACUUUGCAGGAUCGAGGCCUCCUGGAGGAGAUCGAGUCUAUGUGCUGUGUCAGGCCGGUACUCCACAGCGGCCUGCAGCUCUCGCAGGUUCACUGUAACAACAGUCACCGCAGCAAAGCCACAGAAAACUUGUAACUUUCUACCGCUCAGUUUUAUUCUGGAAGUCCAUUUUAUGUCAAAACUUUGAGAGAAAUGUGAGGACCUGGAGGUGGAGUCUAGUAACAAAAUGGGGAAAAACUGGUGGAGCGCAACAAGAUCUUAUCGUGGGACUGAUUUCCACAACUUAUGCAAGAAGUAAAUGCACAUUGGCGUCCCAAUAGUAUGCAAUAUCUUUGGAAAACUUCAUUCAUUUCAGUAGUUCAAUUCUUAAAAUACAUUUCAUACAUGUAGAUUCACUACACAGUGAAAUUUGAGGAUUAUGACUUACCACCCUUAAUUCACCAUCUCAAGAAAUUCAAAUACAGUGAACACUCACGGUUUGGAAUUUUCAAAUUCACCUAUUUGCGGAUUUUCAGGGAAACCUCUUGUGUCAUUGACUAAAAAUUCACCUAUUCGCUGUUUGUACAUGAGCAAAAGCAGUUGAAUCAUUACUUUCCCACCAUCUUGAAGCAUCUUGGUGCCAAGGACCUUGUUAAAGUGAGUAGAGGAGCUUCAUUUAGUCAACAAUCUUGCUUUGCUGCCAUCUAGUGCAGUGGCGCCUAACCUUUUUUCCACCACCGUUCACGUUCAGUACUUAUAUUUUGGGUGCUGACAGACUUUACCGAUCAAAAGCUAAUGAUUGGGCACCACCGAUCUAGUUCAACUAUGUUGAAAUGAGUUGAGGAAUUUCUUCUUGACAAAGUAAUGCUUUGAUGGAAGGAAGGAAGACAUUGAGAGUAGCGCCCAUGUUGCAUUUUCCACACGAUGGAGGAGUUCAAAUGAGUCCCGGAAGGACAACGUCACAUCCCAUCGUCACGGGAACGGUCCUCACAUUUCACUCGAACAAAGCACUUUUCAAUGAGCAAGUACUGAAACAGAUAUUAAGAAAAUGAAAAUCAUCAGUCCUGGUGAGCCUCGGGAAGUGACGCCACACUGUGUACUCCGUUUCUGACACCACGCCUUAAGUGGACACGCCAUUUGUUUGUCUGUUGAUCACGUACUGGAGGUGUGACUGGUACUUUCCUGUAUCCCGAAUGUCGGCGUGCUUUGAAGCUGCUCUUCAAACUUGCAUUGCAGACAAGGAACUUGCAUGUCGAUGCUCUGAAGGGAAGGCCACAUGAACAAUAAGACGUAUUUUUAAUUUUUUCAUCCUUUCCUCUCAUCCUGUAUUGUUGUCUUUCUCUCUCUGCUCAAUGUCAUUUUGUUAAUUCAUCUUUUCUUUCCAUUUCUUUUGCCGCCAUGGGAAGACUUUUAAGCAUUUACAGUAGUCGACAUCUGUGUAUCCAGUUUCAGGCACAUGCACUCGUCUGCUGUUUUCCUCACUAGUUUGUUCGGCGUACUAGUAGUAUAACUUUUACUAGUAAAGUUGUUUUUUCCACUACUGUGUGACAGAACAACUUUUGCAUACUAAUGGGAGAACUGCACUUACUCUGCAAAUACUACUGGAGUUCUAGAUGCUAACUAGUAGAAUUAGAAGAAGGCCUGUAGUAGUACCAGUAGCACAAGGUUGUCAACUAGUGAAUAUUUUUGCCUCACUAGUAACAUAGUGGUCUUACUCAUGCGAAAGUUGUCCUACUAGUGUUGAACUUGUAGGACAACUGUAUCUUUAGUAGUGAUUUUUGCCACUAUUGUUGUGUGACGUUUCUACACACUAGAACAACUUUGGCAUACCAGUAGAACAACUACAUCUUACCAGUGAGACAAAACUACUAAUGGGCAUUUUUGGGUCUACUACUGGGGUCCUGGAAGCUACUAGUGUGCAACACAUACAUACCUAAUGGGCCUUAUUGUGUUGCUACAUUACAAAAACGCAAAAUCAUGACCAAGUGAUUUUUUUUUUCUUGUGAAAACAUUCAUGAACUUGCUGUAUGACUUUUUAUUUCAAAAUUUUAAAGAAAAAGUCUUAUUUUAAGCCACAAGAUCUUUACCAAUUUGAUCAAACCAAUUCAUACUAGUUACAUUGUCAUGCUACUUUUACUGAAUUUAGGGACACUUGUUUUAAGUGGAAAAGAUAUGCUAAUGCCACUUGAUAUCAAUUAACUUCAGAUUCUCAAAAGUCAAAAAUGUCUCAAAGUAAAUGCAGUAAGAUCUUUUCACCGGAAAUACGAUACAUAAGUAAGAAUUGCAUUUUUGCUGUGUAGUUGAUUUGCAAAGCUUUGACUGCAUACUGGUUGGCCAAAAGUUGCACUGGCAUUGGAGAAAACAAGCCUUGUAAGAGUUGUUCUACUAGUACGCGCUUACUAAUGAGGACAAAGGGCACACUAGUACCUGAACCUUAUGCGGCACAGCACAGAUACGCAACGACCUUUGCCUGUGUCCGAGCUUCCAGUCGCACAGUGAUGAUGGCGAGUAUGAUUGUAACACGGCUCACGCUUACCGGUACACGCGUGACGUGUACAGUGUGACCCUGUGGAGAGAAACGCUGUGUGCGGAGGUUUGAGGCCCGAAAAAAAAAAAAAAAAAAAAAAAAGAGGGUUAUGUGGGUGGGAAGCUUUUUUUCCCCUUUGUUCAGUUUGGUGCUGUUGUGAUUUCGACCACAUGCCAGUCACCUGGCAGCCAAUUGGCCGAUCGCUGCUGCCGCCGCCUCGUUAAUGUUUUGCUCAUAAAUCGUCUGGCCGGCGUGCCGAUGAGCAGACGUCCGUAGUCGUAACUCCAAAUAAGGAAAACUCCGAACCAACUAUGCGGCGUCGCAACUCAUUGACACACAUUAAAAUACAAAGUAACUAUGCAAACGUUCCGAACUCAAAGUUUAAAAGUGCUUGCCUACUACUAAAUCAUGUUCACUUUUAAUGGGAAUAAGCCACGUCGGUUGCGUUUGCGUGUUCAGCUAUGUGGUGUGCCUUAUAAGAUAAAAGUAUACCUGGUACAGUAUUAAAUGGAAAGGAAGGAGUAUGGAAUAUUUUCAUCAUCAUUGUCCUUUGAUUGUUUCAAGACUGAAAACGACUUUUGAGUGGUUGUGACCAAAUGACCUGAAGUGAACUCAGGCAAUUUUUUUCACAGGAGGCGCCUCCUGGCAUUUUAUAUUUUCAUUUGUCUUUCGUUAGAUGGCUAUUCCAUUAGUUUAGUUUUUUUUUUAACAAUUUCAUUUCUCAGAGGUCAGGUCAUAACUUUUAAAAGAGGCAUUUAAAACGCUUUCUCAGAGGAUUUCAUUUCAUAACAAAAAAAAAACCUGAAAAAUCUAAUAUUUUCAGCUCACAAGACGUAUUUUUCUCGAGUAUAUUUUACAUAAAUAAUAUAUAAUUGCUGUUGUGUGUUGAAAUUGACACUCAAUGUGAAUGUUUUAAAUAAUAUUUUUUGAAUGAGACUAUUUAAAAAAGAGAGAGAAUAACAAAUGUAUUUCCCGCGUUCCAGUGCUUACUCUUGUUUCUUCACGCAUGUUCAGAACUUGGAUGUAUCUGGCUCUUAUUUGUUUGAGAGACGUUCAUUCAUAAUUAUUGCGAAUUAUCUCAGUAUUUAGCAUGUCAGACCCCAAACAAACAAACAAAAAAAGAAUAAUACAAAUCUGUUGGUUUUGCCUUGCAACGGAUUGCAUUGUAGUAUUUAACAUCAUCUGCCUUGUAGGAGAAUAUAUUUUUUACAUUUUUUGGGCAACUAUAAGUACACCAUAGAGAAAAAAAAAAUUAAGCGGAUAACUGCUGCUGUGAGUAACGCGACUGUUUACAGUAAAGCGACGCGAUGAUGAUGAUGAUGACUGAAUUGUGGGGGAGUUUGCAUUUCUAUAUGUGGAGAAAGCCGACGUUGGGUGCUUGUUGCUAUCCUGCCAGUGCUUGAGCGUGCUAACGCAUUAAGGAGUGCAGGCAUAUUAACACAUUUCAUCUUGUAUUUUAACAUCACUUUCCGUACGCCCAAAAUAUACACACACACAAAAAAAAAAAUGCAACAUCUGUGUAGUAAAAGUCUUGACAUGAGUCAACAUCUUGUUUGGUUAUUGUAACGAUGGAAAAUCUCUGGUACGUUUUUUUUUUUUUUGUACAAACUUGCAUGUUCUCGUGGAGAAAACAAGUGAGGUGAAUCUCAUGAGGUGUUGAUGACAAACGUGGUACAACUGCACAUCGUGUACGCACUGUGAACUGAAAAUAAAUGCUUUCAUGCAACA
Molecule: messenger RNA, 6853 nt
Organism: Syngnathoides biaculeatus (alligator pipefish)
Lineage: Eukaryota; Metazoa; Chordata; Actinopteri; Syngnathiformes; Syngnathidae
Gene: dennd1b
Product: DENN/MADD domain containing 1B
Exons: 23
Coding region: 262-2754 (830 amino acids)
Biological process (GO): endocytosis; endocytic recycling
Cellular component (GO): nuclear speck; intracellular membrane-bounded organelle; cytosol
Molecular function (GO): phosphatidylinositol phosphate binding; guanyl-nucleotide exchange factor activity
Source: RefSeq, a predicted model, not a curated record